AUGGCUAUCAAAUCCCUCAUCACACGAUUUGGCAAAGGUGCCGCCACCAAGCAGAUGUACAUCUACGAGACAUGGCUACGUUGGGUCGUCCGCGGAAUCCAGUUCGUACUCGCCGUCGUUGUCUGUGGUCUAUAUGGACGUCGCGUCGACCAUGAUCAUAGGCACGGGAACGGUCAGUCAGCCGCGUGGAUUUACGCGCUAUUCGUCGCCGGGUUUUCAUGCAUCACCUGUCUUUUAUACUCUAUCCCCAACCCGUUCGGCCGCCUGCAGUCCCACCGCCUCUUUGCCUGGGACCUUAUCCUCUUCGUCCUUUGGGUUGCCCUCUUCGGCACCUUUGCCGCCAUCUUCCUCAAACGUGAGGAAGAUGAGUACGAGGGCACCAGCGUCGCACUAAUGAAGUGCGCUGUCUGGAUUGAUCUCGUGAAUUGCGUUUUCUGGCUCUGCACCGGCCUUUACGGCUGCUUCCGUACUUUUGUCGGCAGGAAGGUGAAUGGGAAGAUCGAUGAGUAUUCUAACAAGGUUGAGGAUGGAAUCAACGCCAAGGUGGACCAAUACGCGGGUUCCGCAAAGAACAACUUCAGUAUGAAACUUAAUCCUUUGCGCAACGAGACAGUAUGA
Daldinia childiae is the source of this 618-nucleotide messenger RNA. RefSeq lists its product as uncharacterized. Gene Ontology annotation, cellular component: membrane. NCBI's taxonomy places the organism in Eukaryota, Fungi, Ascomycota, Sordariomycetes, Xylariales, Hypoxylaceae. The record is from RefSeq and is a predicted model, not a curated record. The transcript has a single exon. Bases 1 to 618 code for a protein of 205 amino acids.